GGUUUUCUCCAUCGUUAAAUCCAAAAACCCUAAUUCUUACAUUUCUUCCCCUAAAUCCCUACCGCCUCUUCUCUUUGUCGACUCUCCGAACCUCUUUCUUCUUCUUCUUCUCCACGCGCCGACCACCCCCGUCGUCUCUCUUGCUACACCGGAGCUUCUCUCUUUAACGCUGCCAUGGCUGAAGAAGCAGGAAUGUUCAUGGUUAACCAAACAAUCGGCAGCGUGCUAUGUUGCAAGUGUGGUAUUCCAAUGACACCAAACGCUGCCAAUAUGUGCGUGAAAUGUUUGCGUUCUGAAGUUGAUAUCACAGAAGGUUUGCAAAAACAUGUUAUCAUAAUCCAUUGUCCAGAGUGUGAUACCUACUUGCAGCCACCGAGAACAUGGAUUAAGGCCCAACUUGAAUCAAAGGAGCUCUUAACCUUUUGUGUUAAGAGAUUGAAGAAUUUAAAUAAAGUGAGAUUGAUUCAUGCUGAGUUCAUCUGGACUGAGCCACAUUCCAAAAGGAUCAAGGUCAAGCUGAAAGUACAGAAAGAGGUUCUUAAUGGAGCUGUGCUUGAGCAGUCUUAUGUUGUCGAGUUUGUUCAGCAAGAACACAUGUGUGAAUCUUGUACGAGGGUUCAGGCCAAUCCUGACCAGUGGAUAGCAGCCGUUCAAUUGCGCCAACACGUUACUCAUAGACGCACCUUCUUUUACUUGGAGCAGAUGAUUUUGAAGCAUGGCGCUGCUGCCACAGCUAUAAAGAUAAAACAGAUGGAUCAAGGGAUUGACUUCUUUUUCUCUAACCGGAGCCAUGGUGUGAAAUUUGUCGAGUUCAUUGGAAAAGUUGCACCGGUGAGGAGUCGACAUGACAAACAGCUUGUCUCUCAUGAUAUUAAGAGUAAUAACUACAAUUACAAGUAUACUUUUUCUGUCGAAAUAUCUCCUGUAUGCCGUGAGGAUUUGAUUUGUCUGCCUCCCAAAGUAGCUGUGAGCCUUGGGAAUCUCGGUCCUUUGGUGAUCUGCACAAAAGUGACUAACAGCAUUGCCUUACUUGACCCGCUCACCCUUAGGCACUGUUUUCUGGAUGCCGAUCAAUAUUGGAGGUCAUCUUUCAAAUCCCUACUUACUAGUAGGCAGCUUGUGGAGUACAUUGUUCUAGAUGUCGAGAUUGUUAAACCUGAAGUUAGUCUUGGUGGAUACACGCUAGCUGAUGCUCAAGUUGCCCGGCUGUCCGAUUUUGGCAGGAAUGAUACUAUUUUCAACAUAAGAACACAUCUUGGCAAUCUUCUAAACCCUGGAGAUCAGGCUCUCGGUUUUGAUUUGUAUGCAGCUAAUAGCAAUGACAUGGAGUUGGAUAAGUACAGGGGUCUAGUCCUUCCUGAUGCCAUAUUAGUAAAGAAGAGCUACGAAGAGAAACGCCAGAGGAAGCGCGGGAAGCCCCGUUCAUGGAAGCUUAAGUCACUCAACAUGGAGGUUGAUGAUAGAGUUAAUAAAGGCGAUCAAGAGAAGAUGAACUCAGAGUAUGAACAGUUCUUGAAAGAUUUGGAGGAAAAUCCUGAUAUGAGGUUCAAUAUUUCUUUGUACCGUAACAAAGAAUACCAGCCAUCAGAGAUUGCAUCCACAGUCGAUGGAGAAGAUUUGCCAUCUAUUCCAUUGGAUGAAAUGCUAGCUGACCUUGAUCUCAGCGAAGAUGAAGAUGGAGACAGUAACAUGAUCGAGUGAUUUUUGCAUACUUAAAGGGAAACAAAAACUGAAUAUAAGCUUAUUUUGAUAAGUAGAAAGCUAUUGAUUUUGUUUGUUUUCCAUUUUUUCUUAAUUUACUGCUGUUAUUGUUAUCGUUAUGUUUGUUUAUCAAAAUUUCUAUAGAAAACAUAAGCAAGUUUCAUACUUGCUUCUUUUUGCA
Messenger RNA from Humulus lupulus (European hop), 1882 nucleotides. RefSeq lists its product as uncharacterized. Gene Ontology annotation, biological process: ribosomal large subunit export from nucleus. Bases 175 to 1701 code for a protein of 508 amino acids. Gene Ontology annotation, cellular component: cytoplasm; nucleus. Gene Ontology annotation, molecular function: ribosomal large subunit binding. NCBI's taxonomy places the organism in Eukaryota, Viridiplantae, Streptophyta, Magnoliopsida, Rosales, Cannabaceae. The transcript has 2 exons. The record is from RefSeq and is a predicted model, not a curated record.